Molecule: messenger RNA, 741 nt
Organism: Caenorhabditis angaria
Lineage: Eukaryota; Metazoa; Nematoda; Chromadorea; Rhabditida; Rhabditidae
Source: the annotation of a GenBank genome assembly
AUGCUUUGCCUUUACCUUCAAUCAGUCUCAUCGUCUCUUCAAGAUGAAGUAAAUUUCUGUAGAGUUCGUGCCAGUUCCCUCGAGGGUGAACUCACUAAACUCGAAAUGGUUCGUGCUCCAAGAAAGGCUCGUGCUGCUCCAGAACAAUGUUGCUCUUGCGGAACUGGACAAGCUGGACCACCAGGACUUCCAGGAGAUGACGGAACUCCAGGAAAUGAUGGAUCAAACGGAACUCCAGGAACACCAGGAGUUGACGCUGAUGGUGAAGAUUAUAAACCAGAUCCAAGCCAAUUCUGCUUCAAGUGCGACGAAGCUCCAGCUGGACCACCAGGAAAGCCUGGACCAAACGGACCAAACGGAAAUGCUGGAGAGCCAGGACGCGACGGACUUGCUGGAAGACCAGGAGCCAAUGGGCCACCAGGACAACAAGGACCACAAGGAGCACCAGGAAACGACGGGCCAACCGGGCCACACGGACCACAAGGAACAUCAACUGUUGUCCCAUCUCCAGCUGGACAACCAGGAUCACCAGGAGCCCCAGGACCAGCUGGGCCACCAGGAGCCGCUGGAAGACCAGGAAGAGAUGGACAACCAGGAGCCCCAGGACAACAAGGAGGAAACGGUCCAGACGGACACCCAGGAAAGAACGGAGCCGAUGGUCUUCCAGGAGCACCAGGAAACGAUGGAGCUCGCGGAGGUUGCGAUCACUGCCCACCACCAAGAACUGCCCCAGGAUAUUAG